GAUCCAGAAACAGCGCCAUGCUAGUUUCCGUUAAGAACCGCGGGGACGUGAACCAAUCCGCGUUGGCGAGCUAGGGCGUCGGUUAGUGACGUCAAAAAAACUAUAUAUAGCAACCGCGAAUUGAGAAUCGACACUUCAUUGAAUUCGUUUGGUAAGCUGCAUUACUUGCUUAUCUGAACGAUCAAGCUUUUAAUUUCAAUUUUGUGUGUGUGAUAAACUUGAUACAACAAAACCAAAAUGCGUGAAUGUAUCUCAGUCCACGUUGGCCAAGCCGGUGUCCAGAUCGGUAAUGCCUGCUGGGAAUUGUACUGCCUGGAGCAUGGCAUCCAACCUGACGGCCAAAUGCCAUCCGACAAGACCGUCGGAGGAGGCGAUGACUCCUUCAACACCUUCUUCAGCGAGACUGGAGCAGGCAAACACGUACCCAGGGCCGUGUUCGUUGACUUGGAACCCACAGUAGUCGACGAGGUCAGAACCGGCACCUACAGACAGCUCUUCCAUCCAGAACAGCUCAUCACAGGCAAAGAAGACGCAGCCAACAACUACGCCAGAGGUCACUACACCAUCGGCAAAGAGAUCGUAGACUUGGUCUUGGACCGCAUCCGUAAACUAGCUGACCAAUGUACCGGUCUGCAAGGUUUCCUCAUCUUCCACUCCUUCGGCGGAGGCACCGGUUCAGGUUUCACCUCCCUGUUGAUGGAAAGACUUUCCGUUGACUACGGAAAGAAGUCCAAGUUGGAAUUCGCCAUCUACCCAGCACCCCAGGUCUCCACAGCCGUCGUUGAGCCCUACAACUCCAUCCUGACCACCCACACCACCCUGGAACAUUCCGACUGCGCCUUCAUGGUUGACAAUGAAGCCAUCUACGAUAUCUGCAGACGUAACUUGGACAUCGAACGUCCCACAUACACCAACCUGAACAGGCUGAUCGGACAGAUCGUAUCCUCCAUUACUGCCUCCUUGAGAUUCGACGGAGCUUUGAACGUCGAUCUUACCGAGUUCCAGACUAACUUGGUGCCGUACCCACGUAUCCAUUUCCCUCUGGUCACUUACGCUCCAGUUAUCUCAGCCGAGAAGGCUUACCACGAGCAGUUGUCCGUUGCUGAGAUCACCAACGCCUGUUUCGAGCCAGCCAACCAGAUGGUGAAAUGCGACCCACGUCACGGUAAAUACAUGGCCUGCUGUAUGUUGUACAGAGGUGACGUUGUGCCUAAAGACGUGAAUGCAGCCAUCGCGACGAUCAAGACCAAGCGUACCAUCCAGUUCGUAGACUGGUGUCCAACAGGGUUCAAGGUGGGUAUCAACUACCAACCACCCACCGUGGUGCCAGGCGGUGACCUUGCCAAGGUCCAGAGGGCCGUGUGCAUGUUGUCCAACACCACAGCCAUCGCUGAGGCCUGGGCCAGACUCGACCACAAGUUCGAUCUGAUGUAUGCCAAGAGAGCCUUCGUACAUUGGUACGUAGGUGAAGGUAUGGAAGAAGGUGAAUUCUCAGAGGCCCGUGAGGAUUUGGCCGCCCUGGAGAAGGACUACGAAGAAGUAGGCAUGGAUUCCGGAGAGGGAGAAGGAGAAGGUGCCGAAGAAUACUAAGAUGGAAACUACCGAUAGAUAGAUGCUGCUGUUUUUUCGGAAGAUGCAAAUUUACGUUUUUUACAUUAUUUAUUUGAUUACUACUCCGGAUACAUUUGUUUAAAAGUCUGGUUGUUUUUUUGAUUACAUUUUAUACAUCAGCA
Harmonia axyridis is the source of this 1733-nucleotide messenger RNA. Its product is annotated as tubulin alpha-1 chain. Gene Ontology annotation, biological process: mitotic cell cycle; microtubule cytoskeleton organization. The transcript has 2 exons. NCBI's taxonomy places the organism in Eukaryota, Metazoa, Arthropoda, Insecta, Coleoptera, Coccinellidae. The coding region runs from base 238 to 1590 and encodes 450 amino acids. Gene Ontology annotation, molecular function: structural constituent of cytoskeleton; GTP binding. Gene Ontology annotation, cellular component: cytoplasm; microtubule. The record is from RefSeq and is a predicted model, not a curated record.